AUGGCCUGCAGAAAUAUCAAUGUACAAAAUGUUUCAAAAAUUGUCAGAUAUUUCUCACAAAAAGUCACUGAACAAGGUACGUGUAACAUUGUUUCAAAAUUAUGAUUCAAUAAAAAAAAAACUUAUAGGUUCCAUAUAAUACUGUAACAUACAAUUUAUUAUAUAUAAAUUGGAUUUUUUUAUUUAUAAUUCCAAUGAAAAUAUUUUAUUUCUUAUAAUACAACUAAAUUGUUAAUAUUUAUUUUUUCCCUUUAGAAUCGAAAAUUUCGUCACGAAUGGGAUUUUUACUCGGCAAACCACUGUAUUUAGAUGCCCAGGCAACAACCCCACUUGUAAGUAUAUAAUAUUACUGGAAAACUUGAAGUCACUUGAAAUAGUAUAAUAGUAUUCUGACCAAUACAGUAAUUUUAUCAAUAUAUAUAACUGGGUCCAAUGUAAAUUUUAUUCAUAAAAUAUAUUUUUAUACAAAGUAUACAUUUUACUUGUAUAGCACAGUUAAUUGCAUAGUAUGUGCAUUAUAUGUAUUAUGAUGUCUUUAAAAUUUAUUGUAUAGUUCUUUAAUAAUUUGAUAAUUAUAUUAUUUUAGGAUCCUAGAGUUUUGGAUGCUAUGAUGCCUUACAUGACAUACAGUUAUGGAAAUCCACAUUCUCGUACCCAUUUGUAUGGAUGGGAAAGUGAAGAAGCUGUUGAAACAGCUAGACAGGUGUGCAUUUAAAAUAAUUUAAGUGUAAUAUUCUUAUAUUAAACUUCAGAAUUUGUUUAGCAUAUUGCAGAUUUGGUUGGUGCCAAUCCUAAAGAAAUAAUAUUCACAUCAGGAGCAACAGAAUCUAAUAAUUUAGCUAUUAAAGGUAUUGCUCAUUUUUAUGGAUCUAAAAAACGACAUAUUAUUACUACACAAACCGUAAGUCUUUACAAUAUUUUAAUUACAAUUGAAACAAUUAAUGUUAAUAUUUUAUUGGCGAAAUAGGAACAUAAAUGCGUUUUAGAUUCUUGUCGAGCAUUGGAAGGUGAAGGUUUUGAAAUUACAUAUUUACCAGUUUGUUCUUCGGGUAUAAUUUCCCUUGAUGAAUUGAAAUCUGCGAUACGCCCUGAUACUUCGUUAGUGUCUAUUAUGGCUGUAAAUAAUGAAAUUGGAGUUAAACAGCCAAUCAAAAAAAUUGGUAGUUUUUUUAAAAAAUUGUAGUCAAAAUAAGAUUUUUAAUUUAAACAUUUUUUUAGGUGAGCUAUGCAAGUCUAAAAAGGUGUUUUUUCACACUGAUGCAGCCCAGGCAGUUGGAAAAAUUAAUAUUGAUGUAAAUGAUCAAAAUAUUGAUCUGAUGUCUAUAAGUGGACAUAAAUUAUAUGGACCAAAAGGUAAAAUGUAAAAACUAUAUUUUUCAGAUAAUAUUAAAACAAUAUAUUUUUAUAAAAGGUAUUGGAGCACUUUUUGUUCGACGUAAGCCGAGAGUUCGUUUGGAACCUAUUCAGAGUGGUGGUGGUCAAGAGCGAGGUUUGAGGAGUGGAACUGUUCCAGCACCACUUGUUGUAGGAUUUGGUGAAGCUUGUAGAAUAGCUAAAAAUGAAUUAGAGGUUAGUCAAAUAUUUUAUAUUUCUUAUUUUGUAUACAUUUCAAGUUAUUAAUAUUUUCAAGAUAAAAUAUUAAUUUUGUAAUUAUUUUUCCUUCAUAUAGUAUGACCAUGCAUGGAUGACAAAACUUUCAAAUUUACUUUUAGAAAAAAUUACUAAGAAUCUUCCCGAAGUGGUUCGUAAUGGUGACGCUGUCCAUACCUAUCCAGGUUGUUUAAAUUUAUCAUUUGCAUUUGUUGAGGGAGAAUCACUACUUAUGGCCCUUAAAGAUAUUGCUUUAUCCAGUGGUAGUGCAUGCACAUCUGCAUCUUUAGAACCUUCAUAUGUAUUACGCGCUAUUGGAGCUGAUGAAGAUUUAGCACAUUCUUCUAUUAGGUGAUAUAAUUUGUAUUUUUAAAUAUAAUCAUUUCCAUGUAUAACUAACUAACUAUUGUAUCCAUAAUAGAUUUGGUUUUGGGCGUUUUACAACCAUAGAUGAAGUUGAAUAUACUGCUGAAAAAUGUAUAAAACACGUACAACGAUUACGAGAAAUGAGGUUAGUUUUUUCAAACUUUUUACUAAUAAAUACAAUACCUACAUUAGUUAAAUUAUAUUUUAGUCCAUUGUGGGAAAUGCAUCAAGAAGGUAUUGACAUUAAAUCAAUCAAGUGGUCUCAACAUUAA
Cinara cedri is the source of this 2228-nucleotide messenger RNA. Lineage: Eukaryota; Metazoa; Arthropoda; Insecta; Hemiptera; Aphididae. The record is from the annotation of a GenBank genome assembly.